Arachis stenosperma is the source of this 1678-nucleotide messenger RNA. RefSeq lists its product as uncharacterized. Lineage: Eukaryota; Viridiplantae; Streptophyta; Magnoliopsida; Fabales; Fabaceae. Gene Ontology annotation, cellular component: membrane. The record is from RefSeq and is a predicted model, not a curated record. Bases 196 to 1290 code for a protein of 364 amino acids. The transcript has 10 exons.
GUAAAAUUAAGAUUAGUACGGGGGCGUUGCUUGUAGUUUGUGGUUUGUUGAGUGAGUCAUGAGUGUAUGAUAUCAUAUCGGUGGUAGUGGGUGGGCCUGGCUCGCAGCUCGCAGCUCGCAGCUCGCAGAGACGCAAACACAACAAACAAAACCAACUGAAGCGAAGCCAAGUGAAAGAAGAGCAGAGAAAGUGUGAUGGCAAGAGGAGCCAUGGAAAACUCUUCUUCAGCUUCUGCGGACAAGAUUGAAGAAGAGGUUGCCGCCGUCGUUGAAGAAGCCAAGGAGAUAUCCGACGCCGUUUCGUCUCACAUCUCACGGAAUCUUAGCGACGAGCAGCCCCUUCGCCAGCGCGUCCUCGCCCUCGACUCCAAAAUCCAUUCCCUUCGUUCCUCUCUCUAUUCCCUUCUCUCCCACAAGCAUCUCAAUCCCAACCUCGCCGACAAGCUCGAUGAAGAUUUGCAGCGAGCCAGGUGCAUCCUCGUUGAUGGUGACGCCUCUUCGCUCCUUCCUGGCCAUGCUCAAGGACGCUUUUUGAGGAUGUUUUUGGGUCCUAUCAAUGUUCGUGCUUCUAGGAAGGAUGUGCAGCUCAAGGUCAAAGAGGAAUACAACAGUUACAGAGAUAGAACUGCAUUGCUAUUCCUGCUUUUUCCUGCAAUGCUUCUUGUUUUAAGAUCUUGGAUCUGGGAUGGAUGCUUGCCAGCUUUCCCGGUUCAGGUUUAUCAGGCCUGGCUGCUAUUCCUGUACACUGGCUUGGCAUUACGAGAAAACAUUUUGAGGGUUAAUGGAAGUGAUAUUCGUCCAUGGUGGAUAUAUCAUCAUUAUAUUGCUAUGCUAAUGGCUCUCGUGAGUCUCACUUGGGAAAUUAAAGGACAACCAGAUUGUGCAAAAACACAGAGAGGUGUGCAACUUUUCCUACAGUGGGCUAUGAUGCAGGGAGUUGCAAUGCUUCUACAAAACAGAUAUCAGCGUCAGAGACUUUAUACUCGAAUUGCAUUAGGAAAGGCUAAGAGGAUGGAUGUUGUUUGGGGAGAAACAGCUGGUGUGGAUGGCCAACUGUGGCUGUUGUGUCCUAUACUUUUCAUAUUGCAGGGAUUUGAGGCAUAUGUUGGACUAUUGUUGCUCCAGACUGCAUUUGUUGGGGUUAUUUCCGAGUGGCAGGUAAUAUUUUGUGGUAUCCUGUUGGUCUUGAUGGCCAUUGGGAACUUUACAAAUACGGUACAGAUUCUUAUGACAAAAUCAAGAUUUAAGGCAAAGAUGAGAAGAAGCAAGAGCAAGCAGGCAUUGAAUUAGCGCAGUUGUGAAUUUCUUGUGCAUUCAUACGAUCAGGAUUUUUUGCAGUCGUUUCAGUUUUGACCACAAUUCAAGCUAGUGAUAGUUUUUGGCUGUGUUUUAGCAUCAAUCAUCUAGUGUGUCCAAGCAUAAAGCAUAAAUUUGGGUUAAAAUCACAAUGUCCUGCAUACUUGUCACCGCGGAUGUGAUAACUGAAUCUUUUGGUCACAAUAUAAUCUAUUUAGAGUUGGGAAAAUUCAGUGAAGUAAUACCAUGUCAUAACUCAUGUGAGAGUAGUCCAGGAUUUUGACAGAUGGCAAGUUAGGGUCCUCUUCAGUUUGUUUCCGUAUUUCUCUUUUUCUUCUCUGGGGCUUUAGUUUAUUUUAAUUGAAAUGCUUUUGUAUGUUUA